UAAAGACAUGAUAAAACUAAAAAUUUGGAAAUAUUUCUUUCACACUCUUACAACUUGAGUAAGGGUCUAGUUGGCUUACAAAUUCCUAUAAAUACGCCGAUAAUGUUUAGGCCACGCACACAAAUUAUAACCGCGAUAUAGGAAAUAGUAAAGCAGCGAAGAGGUCAAUAAAUGCAACCGCUGCUAAGUGGUGGUCGUGUCCGAUACGGGAAACACCCUCUUUUCUAGUUGUAUAUGUUCCUCGUACUCCUUUUAAUUAAGUAAUGGGUAUGCGAUAAGCCAGGGACUCGAUUUACAGAUUUCUAUUGUUUUAUGUAUUAAUAACAGUAAAGCAUUUUUAAGUGAUAGCUAUGUGAUUUAAGCUUAGUACUUAAUGAAUAAUAUUUCGUAUAUAAACUUAAUGUUUUAUAUUCGUUACUCAUAGAUUAAAGGAGUACACUUUGUAUACUCUGUCCGUCUGUGUGUCCGACCGUAUGAACGUCGAGAUCUCAGGAACUAUAAAAGCUAUAAAGUUGAGAUGCUUAAUCUCCCCAGACUCCAGAGACAUAUAGGCAGCGCACGCCCACUCUAACGCCCGCAAACCGCCCACAACUGCGACGCCCACACUUUUAAAUAAUGUUUUGAUAAUUUUUUUGAGUAACGGGUAUCAGAUAGUCGGGACUCGACUACAGCGUUCUCUCUUAAUUGUUUUAAAUUCAAAACUGGAAAUAGUUAGCAAACCAAGUAUAAAAUGCUUUAAAUGGUUUUGUAAAAUAUUCUCGAUGUAUCAUAUAUCAUAUAAAUAUAUAUCAAUGUAAUAACUCCUUCGACUACAUGAGAAGGAUAAACUAAUAUUUAUACUUUUACUGUAUAUUUAAGUCCCAAAACUUAAUCCAUUAGAGGUGUUUAUCCAAAGCAAGAUAGCAAAUGGCUAAACAACAGACUACUAUACCGUGUCCCUCAAGUAGUUCUGCUAGAUAUAUUUUUGUGAAAACACAAUAAAUUUAUCAGCGUUACAAUAUUAGUGAUUAGUUAAUUGACGCAAACCAAAUGACGCGCACCGCAUUUGAAGAGUUAAGGGUUCAGCUACGAACCUUAAGGUGGCUUGGAGUCCUGCGGUUCACUAUCGACUUUAAGAAGUGCUUAGUGCAGAAUAAUGCUUCUGAGGAGCGCAAUGCCUGGCUGUAUUUGAUGGGUGUCGUGGGAAUCACGUGCAGCUUGAUCAUAUACAGCACCUACUAUCCCAGUCACUUUAUUAUGGGAAAACACAACAGUACAGGCAACUGCUAUGCCCUAAUCAACGUCAGGUCCUGUUCCGUUGUUACAAUGCUGAUCUACAUUCAGCUCUAUAUUCAACGCUUUCGAUUCGUCACCCUUUUGCAGUCCAUGUUACAAUUUAACAAAAUCUCUGGAAGUCACAGAAAAGAAGGAACAUUUGCAUUCUACUAUUUUACACAUCUAUCCCUACUUAUCAUUUGCAUGCUGAACUAUGCUCACGGUUACUGGACAGCAGGUGUUCGCUUGACCACAAUUCCUAUUUAUCUGCUUCAAUAUGGAUUUUCCUACCUUAUUCUCGGUCAGAUGGUUGUCCUGUUUGUCUGUAUUCAACGAAUAUUACUUUCGAUUUUAAAGUACUAUAAUCAAGUACUUCUUAUAAAUGUUGAAUCAUGCAAGCUGAGUCGCGAAUUCUAUGACAACUUUUGCAAACACAACCAUGUAAUGUGGCUAAACUAUAUCGAGAUCAAUCAUUGUUUCGGUUUGCUGCUAUUGCCCGUAACCGGAUUUAUUCUACUGAUCACCCCGUCUGGACCGUUCUAUCUGGUAUCUACAAUAUUUGAAGGACGAUUUCUUCAGAAUUGGCGAUUUGCCUUCAUGUCGCUAACUGCCAUACUUUGGAGCCUGCCAUGGAUAAUUUUGCUGGUAUUAGCAAUGGGCAGGAAUGAUGUACAGAAGGAGGUUAGUAAAGUAGUAUACUAAAAUACUGU
This is a messenger RNA of Drosophila yakuba, 1964 nucleotides long. Its product is annotated as gustatory and pheromone receptor 39a. The transcript has a single exon. The coding region runs from base 1030 to 1956 and encodes 308 amino acids. The record is from RefSeq and is a predicted model, not a curated record. NCBI's taxonomy places the organism in Eukaryota, Metazoa, Arthropoda, Insecta, Diptera, Drosophilidae. Gene Ontology annotation, biological process: sensory perception of taste. Gene Ontology annotation, cellular component: membrane.